Spirometra erinaceieuropaei is the source of this 825-nucleotide messenger RNA. Lineage: Eukaryota; Metazoa; Platyhelminthes; Cestoda; Diphyllobothriidea; Diphyllobothriidae. The record is from the annotation of a GenBank genome assembly.
AUGAUUACGACUGAUCGAGGCGCGCAGUUUGAGUCCACACUUUUCCAAACUCUCCUCAACUUCCUUGGCUGCACACGUAUCCGGACGACGGGCUACCACCCAGCUGCCCACGGCCUGGUUGAGCGUUUCCACCGCCAGCUAAAAACUGCACUGCGUGCCGCAGAAGAUCCCGAAAACUGGUCAGACAAUGUACCCGUUGCACUUCUUGGCAUUCGUGCGGCACUGAAGUCAGACUUGGACUGCACCGCAGCCGAAUUAGCUUUCGGCACUACCCUCCGACUUUCUGGUGAGAUGGUCACCCCAACCUCUCGUCUGCGACAAUUCAUGCGCUCGCUUUCCCCGGUUCAACCUCGAGCUCCAUCGACCGAGCCUUAUGUUGAAAAAGGCUUAGCCAACUGCACCCAUGUGUUCGUUCGGUGUGAUCGUGUGCGGAAGCCGUUAGAAUCACCUUACGAAGGACCGUUGCGUGUGCUUGCACGUAACAGCAAGACCUUCCGGAUCCUUUGCAGUGACAAGGAGGACGUGGUCAGCAUCGAACGGGUCAAGGCUGCUGUUGCAGAGGAGCCCCCGGACGUGUCUCAAGGAAAAGCAUGUGCUGACCCUAUACCUCCUCCCACUCCUUUUCCACUUUCCCCACCUAUACCUCCGUCCCGUAUACUUCCUCUUCCUUCUGGUUCGCAGCAUCAAACUGCAACCUCUUCCUCCACCCUUAACUUGUCCACUAAAACCCCCACUCAGCUGCCUCCAACAGUGCCUCCCGCAUAUAUCACCCGCAGUGGACGUAACGAUCACUUUCUCGAUCGUCAAGUUACUCAUUUCUCCUAG